This is a messenger RNA of Lepus europaeus (European hare), 1946 nucleotides long. It is a transcript of the gene ERICH5, whose product is annotated as glutamate rich 5. The transcript has 3 exons. Lineage: Eukaryota; Metazoa; Chordata; Mammalia; Lagomorpha; Leporidae. Bases 333 to 1406 code for a protein of 357 amino acids. The record is from RefSeq and is a predicted model, not a curated record.
CGCGCUUCGCCCCGGCCCCGCCCAUGUCCCCUGGCCCUGCAUUUCCCUGGAGGUGAAUUUUCCUUCCUCCCAGCACCGUCACCUCCAUUCUCCUGCUACCUCGACCUGCCACUGCCUCCUCCGCCGCCGCUGUGCCCAAGGCUCCUCCCGCCUGCGCCAGCUGUCUCGCCGCGGCAGGUGCACCCCGGCUCCCGCUCGCUUCCCGAGACGCCCGCUGCCCGCGCGCGCAAGAGCCGGGCCGCAGAGUUGGGGAAACUUCUGCGGCACCGGGUCCGCAUUCGCAGGGCAGCAGGACUCGGGCCGGGAGCAGCCAGCGGGCUCCGCUCCCCGCGAUGGGCUGUGCCAGCAGUGCCCUCAACAAGGCCGGCGACAGCAGCAGGUUCCGCAGCGCAACUUCCAAGGAGUGUUUUCCAAAUACAGAAGGCAGCAAGGCCUGCUUUGCCCACCCCAAACCAAGGACACCGGGAAGAGAAGCCAAUCUUCAUGGCAGUGUUCAAAGGGACAGCCCUCCCCUGCCCCAGGAGCUCAAGGCCUCAGCGGCGCCCACAGCAAAUGGCAUGAAACCUCUUCAUGAGCAGCCCCUGGAGGCACUGGAGGGAGCCCGUGGGGAAGAUGCUAUGCGCCAGUCAGGAUCCACGGAGAUGACUCGGCCUCUGGAGAGAGCAGAGGGGAAGCAGACAGACGUGGAAGGAACGGCGGAGGCUCAGUCUUUGAAAGGUCAUGGUGAGACUGAACCCCUGGGACCUGAACCCAAGGGUCAGGCUUUGAGGACAGCAGGAGAGAGGGGCUCCCCUGGGGCACUGGAAGGCGCUGAGAGCCCGCAUGCUGCAGGUGAGAGGGACCCUCCAGGAAUGGCCGGCCACAGCACGCCUCUGCACACAGGUGCAGAGCUGCAGCCUCAAGAGGCAACGGGGAAGGAGGAACGGUCCCAGCUCCUAAAAGCCGCUCCCAAAGAGAAUGAAGCUCCAGAACAGGUGGCGAGAAGGCAGCUGAUGGAAACAGCUGACGAGCUGCAGCUUCAGGUGACACUGGGCAAAAGUGAGCCAUCCCAGCUUCCAGAAAUGGUUCCCAGAGAGACGGCGACGCCGAAAGUCGUGGACCUGAGUCAGCUUAUGGAGACACCUGUAAGGAGUGGUUCACUCCGUACAACUCCUGCAGGCCCAGGAAACCUGGAACAGGCGCAGCCUGAAGGAGUGGCUGGAGGCACAGAGCAUCCAGCAGGAAUGGCAGAAAUGGCGGAAAAUGAGCAAAUGGUCUGCACAGUGCCCACUCACAGGCAGCAGCGACACACUAAAGGUGAGACAGAAGAACAGAUGGAAACAGAGGUGGAGCAUAAGAAAGCAAGUGGAGGGGCUGAAACAAAUGAAGAAACAGGAGAAGCUGUGGAUCUUUCAGCAGCCACAUAGACAGGUGUGCUGCUACGAGGGUGAAUGGACACAGUGCACCACAACGGAGAGGACAGGAGGAUGGCAGUGAACUUGUGGUUACGAGUCUUAUCUUUCUCCAUCUGUGUGUUUUAUACAAGGAAUGUGCUUGUGUUUUUACAAAGACUAUUGCUUGAUUUCAUUGUUCCAUAAAACUGCCAAGCUAUAAACAGUUUUUUCUCUUAGCUACCUUGCAUAGUUACACAUUUAGAGCUGUAAGUCAGAGCUAAUAUAGUAGAGAAGAACCCUGUGGCAAUGGAACCAGUGGAUGGAAGCUUUCUGUAUCUCCAUCUCUCUCUCUUUAACUUUGCCUUUCAAAUAAAUAAAUCUUAAAAAAAAAAAAAAAAGAAUAGAGCGUACAGAAAAAGAGUCUCUCAUUAUUGUGACUUGAUCUUUGGUAUGUUUCUGACUUGAAAGCAUGGAGGUAGACAGCAAUGGGAACGCCCUGAGUACCGGACAUCAUCCCUACUGUGCAAAGUGAAGAAGCUGGAUUGUGAAGCAAGGACUGUUUUAUAUAUCUUU